Molecule: messenger RNA, 1449 nt
Organism: Trichosporon asahii var. asahii CBS 2479
Lineage: Eukaryota; Fungi; Basidiomycota; Tremellomycetes; Trichosporonales; Trichosporonaceae
Product: cysteine desulfhydrase
Exons: 3
Coding region: 1-1449 (482 amino acids)
Biological process (GO): [2Fe-2S] cluster assembly
Cellular component (GO): cytosol; nucleus; mitochondrion
Molecular function (GO): pyridoxal phosphate binding; cysteine desulfurase activity
Source: RefSeq, a predicted model, not a curated record
AUGCACGCCGUCCGUGCCGCGCGCCAGCCUCUCCGUUCGGCUCUCGCCACCCCCCUCCGCGCGAGCGUCGCUCGUGCCGCCUCGGUUCCCGCCGUCCGUGGUCUCGCCACCCCCACAUCCAAGGUCGGCGCCAAUGUCUCCGACGCUCCGGUCGCCGAAGCUGAGCAGGCCGAGCUUCCGGGCUUCAAGCUCGCCCCCGCCAAGAGCACGGCCAUGACCGGCCGCCCUAUCUACCUCGACAUGCAGGCUACGACGCCCAUGGACCCGCGCGUGCUUGACAAGAUGAUGCCGCUCUUUACUGAGAUGUACGGCAACCCGCAUUCGCGCACGCAUGCCUACGGAUGGGAGGCCGAGGGUCUCGUUGAGGAGGCGCGCGAGCACGUCGCGAACCUGAUCGGUGCCGGUCCCAAGGACGUCGUGUUCACCUCCGGUGCGACCGAGAGCAACAACAUGAUCGUCAAGGGUAUCGCCAACUUCCACAAGGGCAAGAAGAAGCACAUCAUUACGACGCAGACCGAGCACAAGUGUGUCCUCGACUCGUGUCGUUUCCUCCAGACUCAGGGCUUCGAGGUCACCUACCUCCCCGUCGGACCAACGGGUCUCAUCUCUCUUGAGGACCUGAAGGCCGCCCUCCGCCCCGACACGUCGCUUGUCUCCAUCAUGGCCGUCAACAACGAGAUCGGUGUCAUCCAGCCGCUCGCUGAGAUCUCGCAGGUGCUCAAGGACUACGCCAAGGAGAACAAGGUGACCAAGGCGCUCUUCCACACCGACGCUGCGCAGGCUGUCGGUAAGAUCCCCAUCGAUGUCGAGGCCAUGGGCAUCGACGCCAUGUCGAUCUCGGGCCACAAGAUCUACGGCCCCAAGGGUGUCGGUGCCGCUUACGUCCGUCGUCGCCCGCGUGUCCGUCUUGAGCCGCUCAUCCACGGUGGUGGCCAGGAGCGUGGUCUCCGUUCCGGAACCGUGCCGGCGCCGAUCGUCGUCGGUCUCGGCGAGGCGGCGCGCCUUUGCUCGCAGGAGAUGAGCGCCGACCAUGCGCACAUCUCCAAGCUCUCGCAGCGCCUCAUCGACGGCAUCACCAAGGACGUCGAGCACGUCGUCCGCAACGGUGACCCGAAGCACGGCUACCCUGGCUGUGUCAACCUCUCUUUCGCUUACGUCGAGGGUGAGUCGCUCCUCAUGGCGCUCAAGGACGUCGCCCUCUCGUCCGGAUCCGCGUGCACCUCCGCCUCCCUCGAGCCCUCGUAUGUCCUCCGUGCCCUCGGUGCCAGUGACGACAUGGCCCACUCCUCCCUCCGCUUCGGUAUCGGACGGUUCACCACCGAGGCCGAGAUCGACAUGGUCGUCAACCGUAUCGUCCAGGUCGUCACCAAGCUCAGGGACAUGAGCCCCCUCUGGGAGAUGGUCCAGGAGGGUAUCGACCUCAACAGCGUCAAGUGGUCCGACCACUAA